CUCUCUCGGAGUGCACCCACGACAAAGAGUUGUCUGGAAACCACGGUGCGGAGCGGUUGUCGUGUGCGGAGCGCGAAAAGCUGUGUGUGUUAAGAAAGAUAAUAAAACUUUGAAUGCAAAUGAAAUAGUGCACUUGUAGCAAAUGUGCUUUAAAAAUAAUUAGUGAAUACAUAAAGGUGACGAGUUACAAUUGUCUAUGAAUUUACUUAAUGUGGAAGUUACAUAAAAACGAAAAACUGUAACUGCAGAUUUACAAUUUUGUGGAGAACUUAGGCGCAGGCCUAGACGACAGCGAGAGACCGAGACAGAAACACAUUGGGAGAGAGAGAGACAGAAAGCGGCACGAUAAUGGGCCAAAUUGUUGGAUCCCUGUCGGACAAUGUGGCGGAUGUGUUUGGCAAUCGACGAAAGCGGAGACGCAGCACGGACUCCACUGCAUCGCAAGAGGAUCGGGAUGGAGCGCAACUGGAUAGCAAGUCACCCAAAAAGUAAAAAGAAGCUAUUGACGACAACGCAAUACAUUUACCAGGCUUUAUUCAAGGAGGAGAAGAAUUCGGAUGUGGCCGUCAUGGCAUUGGACAAGGUGUGGCAUCUGCAUAAGGUUUAUUUAAGCCAAAGUCCCUACUUUUACAUCAUGUUCAAUGGUUCGUGGAAGGAGGCAAAACAGAAUUUUGUACACAUUAAGAUAUUGGACGAUCGGAUCAACGUGGAUAGCCUGGACGCUGUGUUUGGCUCCAUGUACUCGGACGAGAUUGAGAUUGAUGCCAAAGAUGUGAUACCCGUGCUAGCGACGGCCACACUCUUCCAUUUGGAUGGGAUCAUUGACAAGUGUGCCGAGGUGAUGGUGGACACGAUCAAUGCGGAAACUGCCAUACAGUACUAUGAGGCUGCCUGUCAAUAUGGUGUGAUUGGGGUCAAGAAGUCAACAUUUCAGUGGUUCCAAAUCAAUCUACUUAGCAUUUACAAUAAGCAUCCAAAUCUGUUGCGGCACAUCUCCAUUGAUCUAAUGAGUGCACUCACUGCCAGCCAUGAUUUGUAUGUAAUGCAAACGGAAUUCUCAUUGUAUACCCUGCUCCGUACCUGGAUGUUCCUUCAGCUGCAUCCCCAUCACGAUCCCGAGGAUCCGGUGCAACGUGCCGAGGCCCAAAAGACGCAAGAGCGUCUGGCUAAUGCCGGCGUGGAGACGCACUCACCCAGCGCGGAUGUUGUGCAGUGGACGUACUUUGCCAGCCGGAUGGAGGAGCGCUCCUUUCUGGCCACACCCGAGGGUCAGCCAUACAUUAAGGUAUUCCAGAAACUACGCACGCAGUACCUGACCAAUCACUAUAUGGAUCUGAAGAUCAUAUUCAAUGACAACAUCAUACCCAAGGAAUGGCUCUACAAGCACAUUCACAGCCACUGGGAUGCAUUGCUGCGGAUUGAUCACGGCCAGGAGGACGGAAGUCCAACACAGCUGGACAAUGAGCAAUUCUUUGAGAACUGCAUGCGCUGUGGUCGCCUGCUGCUGGAGCCCGGCUAUCAGAAGUGGCGCUGGACGGGCUUCAACUAUGGAAUGGAUCUCAUACUCAUCAUGGACUCCCGCCGAUUGAACAUACGACGUCACCAUCGCCAUGAGCACGAGCGUGUGCUGAGCCUGCAGACGAGACGAAAGUUCAUGAUACGGACCACAGUAACAUCAAUCAAUGCACAACGCCAGCCCGUCUUUACACAGACAUCGGAGAUCACAACACUGAGCCUGGAGAAGAAUGAGGAGGUCUCAUUGAUGGUGCUCGAUCCCAAGCUGGUGCAUCCCCUGCUCAUAUCCAUCAACAUGCUUGUCGUGAUGCCGCCAAACCAGAGCUUCAAGGAGAUUGUUCCUCAGAGCGAGGAAUCGGCCCUUUCAGCUGCAGCUAUUCCCAUUUCAGAGAUUGGAGCGAGCUGUGAAAGAUCCCUGACACCGCCUAGUGCCGAUGACUCGGCUGUCUGUGUGGGUGGCGGCGAAUCGGAGGCAUCAACGACAUCCUCCCCAUCCAUGGGAGGACUGCGACCAGCUGGACGCUACAGUUGGACCCGCAAUAAUCCAGUUAUAACGAGUGAUGGCGAGGCAUUAUGUCGCGACGUGGCGUGCUGAGCGCGUUCUUUAUAUAUAUAUUUUAUAUAUAUAGAUAUAUUAUAUAUACACUCAAACAAUCCUGGCACAAUCCACCUUCGUUCUGUUCAAGGACUCGCCUCAACACGAGCUCCGCUUUAUGUAGUUGUACAUUCGUUUCCCCAUUAAAUUUAUACAUGAAUAUAUUGUAUAGCUAACUACUAACUGUAUGUCACACAUAAAUAUGAUUGUACAUUAUUUUCUUAGUGUAUCGCAGAUAUCGCUGCGAUCUGCAAAACUUCUAUAUAUUUUUGUAAUAUUUUUUACAAUAUCUGAUAGUAAUUAAUGUAAACACAAAAAUUUAACAAAUAACUUAAGUUAAUUGCACACUCUUUGUGCCCUCACACUUAAAUGCAUAUACCAUUUAUAUAUACUAAUUAUAUAUGUACAGACUCAUAUCUAAGCCAUAAUGUUAAGCAAUCGUACUAAAACCUAUUCGAAUUAUCAUUACAAAUUGCUUACAUCAUUAAAAUUAUUAACGUGACCCCAAAAAAAAAAACCCAUUGCAUUUCAAGUAAUCUAUUUAAAUUAUUAUUAAAUGUGUGAAUUUAUAUAAAAAGCAAGAAAACAAUUGUACUCGACUGGAAAAUGGAUUCUAAAUUGUAGUGGACUGAAGUUGAUGUCUAAGUUGUUCUACCUAUUUGAAUGAAUUGAAUACUUUGUCUUAAUGUGUAAAUAUUUUGCAUAACUUGAAACUGUUGUCAUAGGUUUGGUUCAGAGGCUUGAAUCUGAGAGUUUCUGGCUUUAGUAACAUCUUAAUUUUUUAAGUAAUUAUACUUAAUAUAAUUUGAAUUAAACGGAAUUUAAUUGGAAAUACUAAAAAUAAAAGAAAUGGAAUUUAAA
Molecule: messenger RNA, 2971 nt
Organism: Drosophila innubila
Lineage: Eukaryota; Metazoa; Arthropoda; Insecta; Diptera; Drosophilidae
Product: protein germ cell-less
Exons: 3
Coding region: 380-2110 (576 amino acids)
Biological process (GO): germ cell development
Molecular function (GO): protein binding
Source: RefSeq, a predicted model, not a curated record